This is a messenger RNA of Loxodonta africana (African savanna elephant), 1071 nucleotides long. RefSeq names its product olfactory receptor 13A1-like. Gene Ontology annotation, molecular function: G protein-coupled receptor activity; odorant binding; olfactory receptor activity. Lineage: Eukaryota; Metazoa; Chordata; Mammalia; Proboscidea; Elephantidae. Gene Ontology annotation, cellular component: membrane. Gene Ontology annotation, biological process: G protein-coupled receptor signaling pathway. The record is from RefSeq and is a predicted model, not a curated record.
AUGCACACUGAAGGGGGACUAGAGGAAGCACCCUGCCCCACAGUGGAAGAGAAGCAGCAGCUAUUGAGGGUGUGGAUCUUAGGGCUAGAACUGCAGGUUUUCCAGAGGGCCGGCCAGCCCUCAUGCGCCACGGAGCCUGGCAGAACCUCGAAGUCUAACCAGACGCUGGUGACUGAGUUUGUGCUGCAGGGGUUCUUGGAGCACCCUGCGCUGCGGGUGCCACUGCUCGGCUGCUUCCUGGCGCUCUACGCUGUGGCUCUCACGGGCAACACCCUGAUCGUCGGCGUGGUGGGCUACAGCACGGGUCUCCACAGCCCCAUGUACUUCUUGUUCAAUCUGGCCACCUUGGAUGUCGUCUGCACCUCCGCGAUCCUGCCCAAGGUGCUGGUGGGCCUGGCCUCACAAGAAAAUACCAUUUCUUACACGGGCUGCAUGGCUCAGCUAUUUCUUCUCGUCUGGUCGGCAUCCUCGGAGCUGCUUCUGCUUUCGGUCAUGGCCUUCGAUCGCCACAUGGCCAUCUGCCGUCCCCUGCACUACAGCGCCAUCAUGAGCCCGCGGGUAUGCGUGGCGGUGACCGAUGGUGUGUGGAGCAUCUGCGCCCUGAACGCCUCCAUACACACGGGCCUGGCGCGGCUAACCUUCUGCGGCCCUCGCGUCAUCACGCACUUCUUCUGCGAGAUCCCGCCCCUGCUGCUGCUCUCCUGCAGCCCCACGCGAGUGAACAGCAUCAUGACAGUCCUGGCUGACGGCUUCUACGGCUUCACCAACUUCCUGCUCAUCCUAGUAUCCUGUGGCUGCAUCGUGGCCAGCACCCUGCGCAUCCGCUCAGCAGAGGGCAAGCGCCGCGCCUUCUCCACCUGCUCCUCCCACCUUAUCGCUGUUUCCGUGUACUACAUGGCUGUGUUCUGCGCCUACAUCAGUCCGGCCUCCAGCUACAGCCCGGAGAGGAGCAAAGUGGCGGGGGUGCUGUACACGGCGCUGAGUCCCACCCUGAACCCGCUCAUCUACACGCUGCGGAACACGGAGGUCCAGCGCGCCCUUGGCAAGCUCCUCCCCUUCAGCAGACAAUGA